AUGCAGCUCCCUGUCUCCUGGCUGGGAGCAAGCACCCCUGGGGGACAGGCCCCCGGCUGGGAGAACCCCCGGAGGACGGGCCCCCAGCUGGGAGCACCCCUGGAGGUCGGGGCCCCGGCUGGGAGCACCCCUGGAGGUCGGGGCCCCGGCUGGGAGCGGCCCUGGAGGUCGGGGUCCCGGCUGGGAGCGCCCCUGGAGGUCGGGGCCCUGGCUGGGAGCGCCCCUGGGGGACGGGCACCCGGCUGGGAGAGCCCCUGGGGGACGGGCACCCGGCUGGGAGCACCCCUGGGGGACAGGCCCCCGGCUGGGAGAACCCCCGGAGGACGGGUCCCCGGCUGGGAGCACCCCUGGAGGUCGGGGCCCCGGCUGGGAGCGGCCCUGGAGGUCGGGUCCCGGCUGGGAGCACCCCUGGAGGUCGGGGCCCUGGCUGGGAGCGCCCCUGGGGGACGGGCCCCGGCUGGGAGAGCCCCUGGGGGACGGGCACCCGGCUGGGAGAACCCCCGGAGGACGGGCCCCCAGCUGGGAGCACCCCUGGAGGUCGGGGCCCCGGCUGGGAGCACCCCUGGAGGUCGGGGCCCCGGCUGGGAGCGGCCCUGGAGGUCGGGGUCCCGGCUGGGAGCGCCCCUGGAGGUCGGGGCCCUGGCUGGGAGCGGCCCUGGAGGUCGGGGUCCCGGCUGGGAGCACCCCUGGAGGUCGGGGCCCUGGCUGGGAGCGCCCCUGGAGGACGGGCACCCGGCUGGGAGCACCCCUGGAGGUCGGGGCCCUGGCUGGGAGCGCCCCUGGGGGACGGGCCCUGGCUGGGAGCGGUCCUGGAGGUCGGGGUCCCGGCUGGGAGUGCCCCUGGAGGUCGGGGCCCUGGCUGGGAGCGCCCCUGGGGGACGGGCCCUGGCUGGGAGAGCCCCUGGGGGACGGGCACCCGGCUGGGAGCACCCCUGGGGGACAGGCCCCCGGCUGGGAGAACCCCUGGAGGACGGGCCCUGGCUGGGAGAGCCCCUGGAGGAUGGGCCCCAGCUGGGAGAGCCCCUGGAAGACGGGCACCCGGCUGGGAGAACCCCUGGAGGUCAGGGCCCCGGCUGGGAGCGGCCCUGGAGGUUGGGGUCCCGGCUGGGAGCGCCCCUGGAGGUCGGGGCCUCGGGUGGGAGAGCCCAUGGAGGACGGGCACCCGGCUGGGAGAGGAGCCCCUGGGGGACGGGCACCCGGCUGGGAGCGCCCCUGGGGGACGGGCACCCGGCUGGGAGAGCCCCUGGAGGACGGGCCCCGUCUGGGAGAGCCCCUGGAGGACGGGCACCUGGCUGGGAGAACCCCUGGAGGUCGGGGCCCUGGCUGGGAGCCCCCCUGGGGGACGGGCCCCUGGCUGGUAGAACCCCUGGGGGAUGGGCACCCGGCUGGGAGCGCCCCUGGGGGACGGGCCCCCGGCUGGGAGAACCCCUGGAGGACGGGCACCCGGCUGGGAGAGCCCCUGGAGGACGGGGCCCUGGCUGGGAGAGCCCCUGGAGGUCAGGCCCCGGCUGGGAGCACCCCUGGAGGACAGGCCCUGGCUGGGAGAGCCCCUGGAGGUCGGGGCCCUGGCUGGGAGAGCCCCUGGGGGACGGGCACCCGGCUGGGAGCGCCCCUGGGGGACGGGCCCCCGGCUGGGAGAACCCCUGGAGGACAGGCCCCCGGCUGGGACGGCCCCUGGAGGACAGGGCCCCGGCUGGGAGGGCCCCUGGAUGUCAGGCUCCCGGCUGGGAGAGCCCCUGGAGGUCGGGCCCCCGGCUGAGAGCGCCCCUCCCGGACAGGCCCCCGCUGGGAGCACCCCUGGAGGAUGGGCCCCGGCUGGGAGAGUCCCUGGAAGAUGGGCACCCGGCUGGGAGCGCCCCCCAGGGACAGGCCCCCCGGCUGGGAGCACCCCUGGAGGUCGGGGCCCCCGGCUGGGAGUGUCCCUGGGGGACGGGCCCCUGGCUGGGAGAACCCCUGGAGGACGGGCCCCAGCUGGGAGAGCCCCUGGAGGACGGGCACCCGGCUGGGAGAACCCCUGGAGGACGGGCCCCGGCUGGGAGAGCCCUUGGAGGACGGGCACCCAGCUGGGAGAACCCCUGGGGGACAGGUCCCGGCUGGGAGAGCCCCUGGAGGUCAGGGCCCUGGCUGGGAGUGCCCCUGGGGGACGGGCACCCGGCUGGGAGUACCCCUGGAGGUCGGGGCCCUGGCUGGGAGCCCCCUGGGGGACGGGCCCCUGGCUGUUCCGAGGCCUUCAAAAAAGUAGGUGUGCAUCACGGGCGGGAGUCCGCACCCAGCGUGUGUGCAGAGCGCGUGGUCGGGGACGACGAGAGACGGGCAGCGGGAGGGACGUUUGGAUGCCGGCCGUCCCCGGAGACGCUGGGUUUCAUGUCCCUGCGGGAAGAAGAGUGCGCAAGCUCCACGGAGCUGGGUCCCCGCGGCCUCAGGCUGGCGCUGGUUGUUCCAAACAUAUGCAGACGGCAAGAUGCAGCUCGAAGCCCUGAGAAGCCGUGCCUUCCCCAACCGUCCACGGCGGCCCUGCCUCCUGGCCUGUCCGCGCAGCUGCUCCCUGACCUCACCCCUGCGCGGUCACAGGAAGGGCGUGCCCGCAGCGCCCGCAGCCCUGUGGCGGCCAGUCUGCCGGAUGGGCUCCUGGCCCUGUCCCGUGGGGCCGGGGGCCGAGCAGAGGCCUGA
Molecule: messenger RNA, 2670 nt
Organism: Neofelis nebulosa (Clouded leopard)
Lineage: Eukaryota; Metazoa; Chordata; Mammalia; Carnivora; Felidae
Product: spidroin-2-like
Exons: 4
Coding region: 1-2670 (889 amino acids)
Source: RefSeq, a predicted model, not a curated record